AUGUCGAUGAUUGACUCGGACAGCCUCCGAUCGGAAUAUAAAGAUUUAAACGUCAAUUACUACCUUUCCCUCGUGGCUUUCUCGAUACUGUACUACGACUAUGCUCUCACCUUUGCCUUGGAAGUAUCACGUUUUUGGGUACACCGGGGAUUCUCCUGGGCCGCUUUCUUUUUCUAUCUGAAUCGCUAUCUCGGAAUAUUUGGGCAUGCGCCGGUUGUUAUGGAAUACUUUUGGACCGGGUACGCAUCCAAUAAAGCUCAACGACACGUCAAGUUUAGAUGUCUCAAGCUCCAAACGUAUCACCAAUACUUCGUUAUUAUUGUACAGAUUGUGGUCGCAGUGAUGCUGAUCAUGCGCACAUAUGCGCUAUACGACAGAAGUCGCAAAAUUCUCAUCGUUCAAAUAGGUGUUGCCGUUACGGCUACUAUUUUAGGCGCUUACGCAGUCGCGUCGGGUAAAAAAACGAGCCCUGAUGCGGAUCCUGCUGAUAUCGUUCCGUCCAUUGGCUGUUCCACGUCACUGACGAAAGACUCCGCCGCGCGCCUAGGAAUCGCCUGGUGCGGCAUGCUGGUGUUCGACAUCAUGGUGUUCACCCUCACCCUUCACAAGGCAUUGCAGCUUCAGCGUGCUGGUGGGGUCAAUUUGCUCACUUUGUUGCUGAGAGAUGGCUCGGUUUAUUUUGGAGUUAUUGUUGUCUCCAACCUUGUCAAUAUAUUAACCUUCUUCUUGGGAAACGCCCACAUUCGAGGGGUAUUCACGACAUUUACGAACGUAAUUUCAAGUACAAUGCUCUCACGACUUAUGCUAAACAUCAGGGAUCCAAAGCUCCUUCAUACUCCACUGAGUACGACAGUAACGGAAUAUCCUAUGAUAUCCACUUUUGUCGACUCACCUACGAGGCUUGGGCCCGCAGCACCUGCCAGUAUGGACCCUGAAAGCCACAGCAGACACUCCGGUACACAGCAUUAA
This is a messenger RNA of Desarmillaria tabescens, 969 nucleotides long. RefSeq lists its product as uncharacterized. The transcript is spliced from 13 exons. Lineage: Eukaryota; Fungi; Basidiomycota; Agaricomycetes; Agaricales; Physalacriaceae. The record is from RefSeq and is a predicted model, not a curated record. The coding region runs from base 1 to 969 and encodes 322 amino acids.